AGAGGAAUAAAAUAGGAACCCAAAUUGUCACUUGGAAUCAGUUCCUGAGCGCAGAAAAGAGCUUGAGAACCUCUUCCAAAGGCAUCAAGUGUGACACAGGUGUUGCUGAAGUUGCAGUCAAGCAUGAACCCAGGAGUGAGUUUCCUGUGUUUCCUUCUAUGCAUUAUCAUCGCAGGCUGUGAUCGGGUCUAUGUCCACCCUUUCUAUCUGACUUCCCUAACAAAUAUAACCAAUUGCAAGAAGGUAGAAGAACUGCUGGAGAACAAUUCUGCACCCUUCAGAAACAAAAGUGAGGAGUGGGGGAAACAUCCACACCAGCGCUACCUGAAAGACCCCAUUCAUAUUCUUGGUGCACGCUUCUACAAAGAACUGAGAAAAACAUACAAGGACGAAAAUAUUUUACUGUCCCCUACCUUCAGCUAUGAGUCCUUGCUAUCCUUCUUCAUAGGGGCCUCUGGAAAAACAGCACUUGAUUUGCAGACUUUGCUAGGAUUUGACCCUCUAUCCAGUGAUCCAAACUGCACCUUAAGAAUUGAUGGGCACAAAGUCCUUUCUGCCCUGAGUAGUAUCAUCAAAAAUCCAUUUCAGUCAGAGGAAAAUGAUAAGCUGUUCUUCUCCAAGAUUUCCUGCCUUUUCUCUGCCCCUGAAAUCCAUGUGUCCAAGUCCUUUGUCCAUGUAUUGACCUCUCCCCACAUUAAUUUCUUUGUACAAGCUGUUGACUUUACAAACCUCACACAGGCAGCAGAACAAAUCAAUGCGUUUGUUGAAGGCAAACGCACCCAAAGAAGCAAGAGUUUGCUGGCAGACAUUGACCCAGAAACCACUCUCCUGUUUGCAACCUACACUCAGUUCAAAGUCUUUGUGAAGGGAGCCUCUCCACUGAAAGAACCUCAGGAAUUCUGGCUCAAUUCUGACACAAAAAUCUCUGUACCUAUGAUGACAGUAACUGGAACCUUUCAGCAUAAACAUGAAAGCAACGUUUCCAUCAUCAAAAUUCCUAUUGGCAAGGAUUUAUUUCUGCUGCUUUCACAGCCCGUCAACAAUAGUGAGCUGGCCAGUGCUGAAGCUCAAUAUUCCUCAAUACCUUCUUUGGAAUGGCUGCAAAAUCUGUCACCAAGACAAAUCCAUUUGACUUUGCCAAUGGUGUCCUUUGAAAGCAUUUAUGAUCUUCAGGAACUCCUUGGGAAACUGGGCCUACCUGGGCUGCUUGGAAAGAAUGCCAAUCUCAGACUGCUAAGUGACACUAACCUGACUAUUGGGAAGAUCAUAAAUCAACAACUUUUGGAGCUCAGUCCCAGUGGAACAGAUGAAGUAGAAGACCUCACAGAAAAAAGUCAAGACAUUGAAACACUCAGAAUAACAUUGAACAAGCCAUUCCUGCUAGCAAUGUAUGAAGAGUCAGGUGCAUUGCUUUAUUUUGGCAGAAUAACAAAUCCCCUGGAAGGAACAUAAAAUUUUAUAGGAAUCAGAAAUGGUUUACUAGAUUUCCUUUGAUAGUUUCCUUGCUUAUCCACUGUUUUUAUGAUCCCACUGAGUCAUGAUUUGAGAUUUUGAAAUGGAAAACCAGUGUGUCCUUCAAAUAUAACAUUGAUAAAAUUAUCAACAGCACUGGUGGGGAUAGAUCUGUUUACAAUGGUCUUCUAUGGUGCCACACAAAUGCUUAAUAUUGUACUUGACAUGGUAUAAGCCUAAGCCUAUCAAAAAGGAUGAAUACAGGUUACCAUUUACCAAGGGUUAACUUAUCACAGUGUGCAUGGAACUAAGUCAGUCAUCUGUAUUGUUCUGCCAUGAAAAUUUCACCACAUUUGCAUCCAAUUAUCACUUGGUAGAUGAUUGCCUGUAUUCACCCUACUUUAUAGAGUUAUGACAUGACAUGCUCACAGUCUAAAACCUGGCAGUAUACCUAGGUGCACGGAUGGCAGUAUACCCAGAACUAGAGUGGUAAGAAGGGAAAGGGCAAUCCCCUCCUUUCAUUUUAAAGAUGGGCCCAGCUGAAAAAUGGAAGGCUAUUGAAACUGGGGCCAUAGAGCACUGCUGCUACUUAGCUCCAUUCGUUUUGAUGAAGUAGUUGCACAGUUUGGUGGAUUAUAAAAUAUGGAGCUACCUUACACCAAAUCAGAGACUCAACUCAGUAUUGUUUCUAUUCUGAUGAGCAGUGGCUUUCAAGGCCCUUCCAGAGGUCGCUGUGGGGCCAUUAUGUGAAAUCCUUCAACUAGAGAGUGCCAGGUGUUGAAGGUGGAAUCUAAUAUGUGCAAAGCCUGUGUUCUACCCAGAAUGAUACAUGCACACCUGGGCAAAAGUGUUAAAUGGGAUUUGCAUGCAAAUCCAGUGCACAUCUAGUCCCCAAUUUGCAUGGCGUGGCAUCUUCAAUUCUCUCAUGCUCUGCUAGUGCCAGGCUGUUCAACAUCUCUAGUCUAUCUUCAUGAACAUCUGUUUCAUACCAAAACAACAACAAAACACAUUCUGUCCCACUGAAUGGAGAUAGAGUAACCCAGGGUGGGGGACCAAACCCAAAAUUUACUACUAUCACCAAAGACCCCAAAUAGUGAGACAAUCUGAUUAAUACUUAAAAAGAACACUCUCUUUCAAACGUUAGUCUGUUUUUGAAUGUAAUCCUAUCUUUUGACAGUUUUUGAUAAGAGUAAUUUGGAUAUUUGUAAAUUAGCUUUUUCUAAUAGCUUGAUUCCUUAAAUUAACAAUUCUGUCCCAAUAGGUGUGUUAUUAUGGAUAGAGAAUUAUGCUAUUGAAGAAAGAAGUGUUAAUAUUUAAUAUAUGUACAUAUAUUGAUUUUAUUUUGUUAAUUUAAGAAUUGUAAAGUCUGAAAAGGGUCAAAUUAGAUGUUACAUUAACCAUGUAUCAAAAAUGGCAGCCCCAAGCCUAACCUCCCUCCACCUCUGUAAUAACAAAAGUAGCAGAACUUUUCCACCUCCAGUGUCAUGACAUUUGGAAUUUCCUUGUUCCUGCACAAUAUCAUAGACAAUCACUUAUGGAUUGAGGAUGGGUGGAGAAAAUGCAGAACAUAGUCAUGCCAGGAUGCAUGUAAGUUUUACUAGAUAAGAACAUAAGAGCAGCCUGCUGGAUCAGGCCAAAGGCCCAUCUAGUCCAACAUCCUAUUCUCACAGUGGCCAACCAGAUGCCAAUGGGAAGCCCAAAAGUAGGACAUGAGAGCAACAACCAAGUGAUUCCCAGCGACUGGCACUCAGAUAUGAACAGAAAGAAUGGAGUCAGAUGUCCAGUGGCGCCCCUCCUUUUCUGUUUUAAGUAAGUAAGUGUACUGCCUUCAAGUCGAUUCUGACUUAUGGCGACCCUAUGAAUAGGGUUUUCAUGAGGCUGAGAGGCAGUGACUGGCCCAAGGUCACCCAGUGAGCUUCAUGGCUAUGUGGGGAUUCGAACCCUGGUCUCCCAGGUUGUAGUCCAAUACCUUAACCACUACACCACACUGGCUCUCUAGUAUAGCCCAUAGAGUACUGCUUGCAACUCUUUAGAAAUCAAGGAUACAAUCUUUUUCUUCAAAGCUGCUUUUCUUGAGCACUUUUCACAGCUGAUUCUUAUCAUCUUAGCUUUACGUAUGCCCAUCAAGCAAUGCAUUUACAGCACAUAGAAUUCCACUAUGCCAUUUAAGCAACACCUAAUGAAAAUAUAGGUUUAGGUCAGUUUCUUCUAAAUAUGAGGGGUUUUUUUCAUAUUAAAUAGGAUCAUAAGUAAUUGUUUUCUAUUCUUCCCAGCCUUUUUUCAUAAUUUCCUGUUCACUUAUCAUGAUUUAGUCUCUAUUGUAGAUGCUAUUUAAUCUCGGUGUUUAAUAAGCCAGGUCAUUCCUUUUUUUAUUAGAUUUUUUUCAAAUCCCCUAGAUUGACACAAAAAUCCUAUCGGGUGUAUACGAUAUAGGAAGUUUAAUUUGCAUUCUCACCUGAGGGACCAAAGCAGUUCCAGGGCAAAAAAAUGAUUCUGAUUAACAAGCAAUAUUGAACUUAAAGGUUGGAGUAGAUUCUGUUAGAACAGCCUUUCCCAACCAGUGUGCCUCCAGAUGUUGUUGGACCACAAUUCCCAUCUUUCCUGACCAUUGGCAAUGCUGGUUGACGCUGAUGUGGUCCAACAACAUCUGGAGGCACACUGGUUGGGAAAGGCUGUGUUAGAAGUUAACACUGAUAAGGGCUGUAAAUAAAAUAGUUCAGUACUGGUUGAUCUCAGCAUGUGAUGUCAGUGAUUCACCUACACUGUUCUACACUAGCUUCCAGUCCAUUUCCAGGUCCAAUUUAAGGUGUUAGUUUUGACCUAUAAAUCAUUAAAUGUCUUGGGGAUCAUAUACCAAAAAGAUAAUCUCCGCCCAUAGCCACUUGCCCAGUUCUUAAUCAGAGGCUCUUCUGUAGAGGUAAAGUGGAUGGUGACAAGGAUCUUUUUUGGUGGCGAUUCUCUACUUAGGGAAUGCUCUCCUCAGUCAGUCACCUGGCACCUAUGUUAUAAUCUUUCCAGUCCCACAUGGACAUUUAUUCUUUAAGGACUUUUAAUAAAGGAUAUUGCUUUUUA
Molecule: messenger RNA, 4524 nt
Organism: Rhineura floridana
Lineage: Eukaryota; Metazoa; Chordata; Lepidosauria; Squamata; Rhineuridae
Gene: AGT
Product: angiotensinogen
Exons: 5
Coding region: 124-1452 (442 amino acids)
Molecular function (GO): serine-type endopeptidase inhibitor activity
Source: RefSeq, a predicted model, not a curated record